UCUAAGACAGGACACUUCUGGAUGUAACUCUGUCAGAGUUCGAGAUUGUUGGCCACCCAGCUACUUAAUUUGAUCAAAUAAAGUGCUGCUUGAUCAAGAAGUCUCCGCUUGGGUUAUCUGGUUAGAUUGAUACAGUAUCUCAAGUUUAAGUUUGGGACUGGGAUCUUACAGACAAACAGCUUACCGUGCAGAGCUGAAGUUAUGGGGCUGAUCAGAGUGCUAGCAAACCUUCUGAUACUACAGCUUUCUUACGAUUUGCUGCAUUAUACAGCGUGCAAUAUCUGGGUCAUUGCUUCUGAAACAAAUAUCAAAACCGCACAAAAGUCUUCUGAACUGGUCAUUGGAGGUGAUGAAUGUAACAUAAAUGAACAUCGUUCCCUUGCACUCGUGUAUAUCACUAGCGGUUUUCUCUGCGCUGGGACUUUGAUCAACGAGGAAUGGGUGCUGACCGCUGCACACUGCGACAGGGGAAAUAUGCUCAUAUUCUUCGGUGUGCAUAGACUAAAGGGACUAAAUAAGGAUGUGCAGAAAAGAGUCGCAAAGGAGAAGUUCAUUUGUCCCAAUAGGGAAAAAAAUGAUGAAAAGGACAAGGACAUCAUGUUGAUCAGGCUGGACAGCCCUGUUAGCAACAGUGAACAUAUCGCGCCUCUCAGCUUGCCUUCCAACCCUCCCAGUGUGGGCUCAGUUUGCCAAAUUAUGGGAUGGGGCGCAAUCACAUCUCCUAAUGAUAUGGAAGUUUCAGUAUGCCGGCUGAGGAAUUUUGGGAGUGGAAGUUCCGAAGUCUUAAAAUGGCCAUGUUUGGAGACCCUCCGUUCUAGGUCAUCUCCAGGGGAUGCGAGAUCAGUUCUGUGACUUUUGAACUAGGAAAAGCCCCACUUUUCCAACAAGGCAAUCUUUGCGUAGAGUGCUGGAGAAAUUUGAGAAGCCUUCAAAUGCCCAUCAGCUGAUGGAAUACCUAUUAAUAUCUUGAGAAAAAACAUUUAACUAAAUCUGUUUUUCCCAGGAGUCCCUUUGAACAGCUUUAAAAGACAAUACUUCCUAUUCCAGGCAAUGAGAUCAGCUCCACUGCUUGGAGACAAUGGAAAUUAUAGCUCUAUGCAUCUAGGUGGUAAAUUGUGAAAGAUAGAAUUUUGCCUAUUUUUUAUUUUUUUCAGUGACUUUGCCCUGUGUCCCUCAUUGUGCUAACAUUAACAUACUCGAUUAUGAGGUGUGUCGAACAGCUUACGCAAGGUUGCCAGCAACAAGCAGAACAUUGUGUGCAGGUAUCCUG
Messenger RNA from Crotalus tigris (Tiger rattlesnake), 1270 nucleotides. Its product is annotated as snake venom serine protease-like. The record is from RefSeq and is a predicted model, not a curated record. NCBI's taxonomy places the organism in Eukaryota, Metazoa, Chordata, Lepidosauria, Squamata, Viperidae. The coding region runs from base 202 to 852 and encodes 216 amino acids. Gene Ontology annotation, molecular function: serine-type endopeptidase activity. Gene Ontology annotation, biological process: proteolysis. The transcript is spliced from 6 exons.